Peromyscus maniculatus bairdii (prairie deer mouse) is the source of this 2562-nucleotide messenger RNA. The record is from RefSeq and is a predicted model, not a curated record. NCBI's taxonomy places the organism in Eukaryota, Metazoa, Chordata, Mammalia, Rodentia, Cricetidae.
AUGAUGCCCCAGAAGAAAAAGCGGAGGAAGAAAGACAUCGACUUUCUGGGCCUGUAUGAGGAGGAGCUGCUGAACUACAAUUCAGAGGACAACGAAGACGAGCUGGAGCAUGAGUACUACAAGGCUAAGGUGUACGAGGUGGUCACAGCCACAGGGGAUGUCCGUGGUGCAGGGACAGAUGCCAAUGUGUUCAUCACAAUCUUUGGAGAGAAUGGGCUCUCUCCCAAGCUCCAUCUCACCAGCAAGAGUGAAUCCGCUUUCGAGAAAGCCAACGUUGACGUAUUCCGGGUGCGAACCAAUAAUGUGGGCCUCAUCUAUAAAAUCAGGAUCGAGCAUGACAACACCGGCUUGAACGCCAGCUGGUACCUGGACCGAGUGAUAGUGACCGACAUGAAGAGGCCCCAUCUCCGCUACUACUUCAACUGCAACAGCUGGCUGAGCAAGGUGGAAGGUGACCGCCAGUGGUGUCGUGACCUCCUAGCCAGCUUUGACCCCAUGGACAUGCCCAGAGGAAACAAGUAUGAAAUCAAGGUAUACACUGGUGACGUGAUUGGUGCAGGGACAGAUGCUGAUGUCUUUAUCAAUAUCUUUGGAGAGUAUGGAGACACAGGAGAGCGUAGGCUGGAAAACGAAAAGGACAACUUUGAAAAGGGAGCCGAAGACAAGUUCACACUGGAUGCCCCGGAUUUGGGGCAGCUGAUGAAGAUCAAUGUGGGCCACAACAACAAGGGGGGGUCUGCAGGUUGGUUCCUGUCCAAGAUUAUCAUUGAAGAUAUUGGGAACAAAAGGAAAUAUGAUUUCCCCCUUAACCGCUGGCUGGCACUGGAUGAAGACGAUGGCAAAAUCCAAAGAGACAUCCUAGUGGGCGGAGCUGAGACCACAGGCAGGCUGGAGAGCGCACCUGCCCAUGAGCACCUGCCCCUGCAGCACCUGCCCCCGCCGCACCUGCCCAUGAGCACCUGCCCAUUAGCACCUGCCCAUGAGCACCUGCCCCUGCAGCACCUGCCCAUGAGCACCUGCCCCUGCAGCACCUGCCCCUGCCGCACCUGCCCCUGCACCAUAACGUAUGUUGUCACUGUCUUCACUGGGGAUAUCCGUGGAGCUGGAACCAAAUCUAAGAUCUACUUGGUCAUGUAUGGAGCCAGAGGGAAUAAGAACAGUGGGAAAAUCUUCCUGGAGGGUGGCGUGUUUGACAGGGGCCGCACAGACAUCUUCCACAUCGACCUGGCUGUCCUCCUCAGCCCCCUGAGCCGGGUCUCCAUUGGGCAUGGCAAUGUAGGCGUCAACCGAGGCUGGUACUGUGAGAAGGUAAGUGGACCUAAAACAGGGGACUCCUGCCGUCUACCUUGCCAGGUGGUGGUCCUGUGCCCCUUCACGGGCAUCCAGCAGACGUUCCCCUGCAGCAACUGGCUGGAUGAGAAGAAAGCAGAUGGGCUGAUCGAGCGGCAGCUCUAUGAGAUGGUGUCUCUGAGGAAGAAGCGGCUGAAAAAAUUUCCUUGGUCCCUUUGGGUCUGGACAACUGAUCUGAAGAAAGCUGGUACCAACUCACCCAUCUUCAUCCAGAUUUAUGGGCAGAAGGGGCGAACAGAUGAGAUUCUCCUGAAUCCCAACAACAAAUGGUUCAAACCAGGCAUCAUCGAGAAGUUUAGGAUGGAGCUCCCAGAUCUCGGCAGGUUUUAUAAGAUUCGGGCGUGGCAUGAUAGGCAGAACCCUGGCUCUGGAUGGCAUUUAGAAAAGAUGACCCUGAUGAACACUCUGAAUAAGGACAAGUAUAACUUCAACUGUAAUCGCUGGCUGGAUGCCAAUGAGGAUGACAAUGAGAUUGUGAGGGAGAUGACUGCAGAAGGCCCAACAGUGCGGAGGAUCAUGGGAAUGGCCCGGUACCGUGUGACUGUAUGCACAGGGGAACUCGAAGGUGCGGGAACGGAUGCCAAUGUCUACCUCUGCCUUUUUGGUGAUGUGGGGGACACCGGGGAGCGACUACUCUACAACUGCAGGAAUAACACCGACCUGUUUGAGAAAGGCAAUGCCGAUGAGUUCACCAUUGAGUCUGUCACUAUGAGGAAGGUGAGGCGAGUGAGGGUCAGACAUGAUGGCAAAGGCUCGGGCAGCGGCUGGUACCUGGACAGGGUACUGGUGAGAGAGGAAGGACAGCCUGAGAGCGACAACGUUGAGUUCCCGUGCCUCAGGUGGCUGGACAAGGAUAAGGAUGAUGGACAGCUGGUCCGAGAACUGCUACCCAGUGACAGUAAUGCUACACUCAAGAACUUUCGAUAUCACAUCAGUGUGAAGACCGGGGAUGUCUCUGGGGCCAGCACAGAUUCUAGGGUGUACAUCAAGCUCUAUGGAGAGAAAUCUGACACCAUCAAGCAAAUUCUUCUUGUCUCUGACAACAACCUCAAAGACUACUUCGAACGCGGCCGGGUAGAUGAGUUCACACUGGAGACCCUGAACAUUGGAACUGUAAGUGUCCAUCCCAGAAUCAGGUGUUAUUGUCUCCCCAUGUUCCUACAUUGCCCCACAUGUGUCCACAUACACAUUCACAUCUGCACUGAUGUGUAA